Molecule: messenger RNA, 2106 nt
Organism: Oncorhynchus gorbuscha (pink salmon)
Lineage: Eukaryota; Metazoa; Chordata; Actinopteri; Salmoniformes; Salmonidae
Product: homeobox protein Nkx-2.2a-like
Exons: 3
Coding region: 253-1005 (250 amino acids)
Biological process (GO): cell differentiation; regulation of transcription by RNA polymerase II
Cellular component (GO): nucleus
Molecular function (GO): RNA polymerase II cis-regulatory region sequence-specific DNA binding; DNA-binding transcription factor activity, RNA polymerase II-specific
Source: RefSeq, a predicted model, not a curated record
AGUAGCACAGUAUCAAUGAGACAGAUAUAGCACUUCAGCCACUUUGGCAUUCUUCCUGGACUUACAGAACUGAUUCCUCUACUACUUGGAUAGGCAAUGGUUAUCGACAGAGGCUCAUGAUUUUCUUUGAAUAGUUCAAGGUAAAACAGCGCUGAGAUAUCAUUUUUUCUGAACUGCGAUUGUGUUUUGUGUUUUAAAGCAGCGGAUUGCCAAACUGGUGCAGCAAAUUUCCAGCAUACAUUUCCCCAGAAUAUGUCGUUGACCAACACAAAGACCGGCUUUUCUGUGAAGGACAUUUUGGACCUCCCUGACACGAAUGAUGAAGAAGGAUCUAUCACUGGACCGGAUGAAGAUAACGAGGGAUCGGAGACGAUAAAACCCACUGGAGUUUUGGUACAAAGUCCGCUAGAAAACGUUCAAAAUCUGCCUAUAAAGAACCGCUUUUAUGAUAGUAGUGACAAUCCGUACACAAGAUGGCUUGCCACCACAGACACUCUCCAAUAUUCACUGCAUGGUCUUUCAGCAAGUUCUCAAGACUCAGCCAAGUCCCCAGAACCCUCUGCGGACGAAUCGCCAGACAAUGACAAGGAAACGUCAAGCAACGGCAGCGACUCCGGUAAGAAGCGAAAAAGAAGAGUGCUGUUUUCCAAGGCACAGACGUACGAACUUGAGCGUCGGUUUAGGCAACAGAGAUACCUAUCCGCGCCAGAGAGAGAACACCUCGCGAGUUUGAUUCGCCUGACACCAACUCAAGUGAAAAUUUGGUUCCAGAAUCAUCGGUACAAAAUGAAGAGAGCGCGCGCUGAAAAAGGACUUGAAAUGUCUUGUAUAACAAGCACAAUCUUCUCAAGUAAGAUGGCCAUUGGAGACUACGCCAACAAUCAUGUUCCAAGAGAUGAGUAUGUAUGCCUUUCCCUAAAUGGAUUGUCUCACAUUCUUCACGAGAUGAACCUGAGAUGCGUCAGAUGCCAACAGUGUGAAUCGAUGCUUGGAUUUUCAGUUUGAUAAUGACUGACCAUCAUCUGUCACAGACAGACAGACACUCUUCAAUCAGAGAACAGUUUAACCAUGAUAACAAGAUACACAGCUUGGAUGGAAGCUCUGUGUAUAAUAUAACAACUCAAAACUAUUUCAAUGUUAAUGAGGAACUGACAGCGUUUUAACUACUUUGCAUAUAUAAAACAAACAGGUUUUUAUUUGACUCAACAUUGCAUUACGUACACUAAGGCAUUGUUGGCAGGUUCAUAUAAUUCACCAAUACAUUUCUUGGUAGUCCAAAACAUAUUGCUAUCAGGUUGUAAAUCACAGCUGGCCUCGUACAUUGUUUGCUGCCUCCAUUUGGAAUGUACUGUGUCAGUUUCAACGACUCAGUAUUUUGGACAAAAACGGAUGAAUGUUACUAAGGCUGGAUGUAUAGGUAUGCAUGUAUAGGCAGGCAAGCUGCAGAAGGAUAAGCAGUCUAUUCGACAUUGUUUAUUGGUGCAAUUUGAACACGUUUGAGUGGGUUUACCUAAUGUUCCUUUGUUAUAUUUUUAGCUCAUCUUGCUCUGGCUAUCAUUAGUUGUUCAUCGUGUUGCUGUUGAUGUAAAUAUAGGGAACGCCUACCUUUUUAUGGUUGUUUGAUCAAUAGGACUGUAAAGUUCCCAAAUGUAUAAGGACUCCUACAUAUUUGCAGAAAACCAUACAAGUGUAUUUUGUCGCUUUUGGCAAAUGCGUUCUAAUGCUCUAAAGUCGAGCUGUUGCAACUGCUUGUAAACACACAGUCCAGUUCAAAGUGGAUGAUGGCAGGCCCGUGUGGCAAAUGGCUUGUUUGCAUAUAGGCCUACUGUAUCUCUGAUUGGCUAUGGCGCACCGGUCUACGCAGACUCUGGUCCUGGGGGUGUAUAGGAACAGAUUUUAAUAAGAUUUAAUCUUGCUAAAGUGCUGUCAGUUCCACUUUAAGUCAUAGAUCUAAGUUUUGUAUUUUGUCUGGAAAGCGUUUAAAAUUCCUCAACCUUUUUAUGGGGGUCCCUGUAAAAGUCUAGUUUAUAUUGAUUGUAUUAUUUUAAUUACGCAUUUUUUUUAUCUGGUUGACAGUGGUGAAAUAAAAAUGUAUUUAUCUGUAUU